This is a messenger RNA of Ceutorhynchus assimilis (cabbage seed weevil), 784 nucleotides long. NCBI's taxonomy places the organism in Eukaryota, Metazoa, Arthropoda, Insecta, Coleoptera, Curculionidae. The record is from the annotation of a GenBank genome assembly.
AAAUAUUAAUUAUUAUUUUAAUUCUAUAAAUGACGGCUUAUAAAAUGCGGAAAAUUGUGUUUGUGAUUUUUGUGUUCCUACUGGCUUUAGUGUUGUGUGCUAAAAGAAAAGAAGAUAAGACAAAAUGUCCUAAAGUUAAAGCCAUAAGGAAUUUCGAUAUAGAAGGAAUAUUGCACAAAUGGUACGUGAUGGAAUACUAUGCGAGCUCCGAAGAAGCUUUGGCCUAUAGAUGUAUGCGCGCCGAAUUCACUAUGUCGUCGCCAGAAGUGAUCACUAUGAAUUUCACUUACAGUUUUACUGAUGAUCCUUUAAACGAGCAAUUAAUUGGAAAUAUUACUUGGACUAUACCUAAUCCUGCUGUACCUGCUCAUUGGACACAUUCGGAGGAUACAUAUGAAGGAGUUUACAACACAUAUGUUCUGGAUUCUGACUACGUUUCGUGGGCUUUACUCUUACAUUGUGCAGAAAAAUCUAAAGUACCAAGAUAUCUUUCCAGCUUUAUUAUGAGCCGAGAACCGACUCUCGGCAUAAACGUUAUAUCUUACCUAAGAGAAAAACUGCCUCAGUACGACAUCGAUCUCUCGUUUAUGUUCGAUAUGACUCAAGUCGAUUGUAAUGCUACAAAUUUAGAAAAUAUUCCACCUUCUUUAUUGGCUAAUAGAUACCCCAUAGAAAUGGGAGACCGGCGACAUCCUAUGAAGCAUAUCCAUGGAUAGAUACAAAAGAUGAUUUUGAAUGUAAAUAGGCAUAGAUACAUAUAUACCAAAUAAAAUAUAUGUAGGUA